CAGUACACCCAAAGUAGGGAAAGGGAAGCAGGGUUUGUUUGCGUCGCUACACCUGAAGCCUCUCCCCCUGUCUGCAGCCUGCCUAUUUGCUUCUCCCUGUACCUGCUUUGCUGAAGCAACGACUCUCCCCUAAGUUUGCUCCUCUUUUGGGGGGACACUGGCUCCCAGAGGCGCUCAGCUGUGCGAGCUGCUGCCGGCAGCCCCUUUGCUUACUCAGCUGUUCGCUUCUCCCCUAUUGGCUGGACAAAUGGCAGCUCCUGUUUGGAGACUCCUGAACUAGAGCCAUCUUAUGUGGAAGUAAGACUGAACAUUUGGAGAUCGGAGGCUCUUGUUCCUGUGUCCCCCCUUAAGAUUUCCUACUCAUUAGUGAAGCCUGCAAGAACAACCACCUAGUACAAUGUUUGCACUUACCUUGCAAGUGGUCAAAGGUUUGAAAUCCAGGCAAAAGCAUCAGUUAAGUUUUAAACUAAGGCCAGAUCUUGCUUAACACGUCAGGGAUUUGGCAGCAUGAAGCCUGUUAUUGUUGUUCAUGGUGGAGCUGGCCGCAUCUUUAAAGAUCGGGAAGAAGGAGCUCGUUCAGGUGUUACCAGAGCAGCACUGAAAGGUUAUAGUAUCCUUAAACAAGGAGGCAAUGCAUUAGAUGCAGUUGAAGAAGCAGUGACAUCAAUGGAAGAUGAUCCACAUUUUAAUGCAGGCUAUGGAUCUGUUUUAAAUGAGAAGGGUGAAGUAGAAAUGGAUGCCAUUAUCAUGGAUGGAAAAAAUCUAGCCUCAGGAGCAGUAUCUGCAGUUAAAUGUAUAGCUAACCCAAUAAAGCUUGCUCGUCUUGUCAUGGAAAAGACAGAGCACAUGUUGCUGACUGACCAUGGAGCAAAUCUUUUUGCCAAGGCCAUGGGUGUUCCUGAGAUUCCAGGGGAGAAACUUAUAUCGGAAAGAUCCAGGGAGAGAUGGAGCAAGAACCUUGAGCCAGAUUCUAACCCUCAUGAGUUUAAAAAAAACCCUGGAACAGUUGGUGCUGUUGCUAUAGACAAUGAAGGAAACGUAGCUUGUGCAACAUCCACUGGGGGACUCACUAAUAAACUGGUUGGCCGAGUCGGUGAUUCAGCAUGCAUAGGAAGUGGAGGCUAUGCUGAUAACCAUGUUGGUGCCAUCUCUACCACAGGACAUGGAGAAAGCAUGAUGAAAGUGGUCCUAGCCCGACUUAUUCUCUAUCACAUGGAACAAGGAAUGUCACCGGUGGACGCUGCUGACACUGCAUUGAAUUAUAUGAAAACAAGAGUGGGUGGAUUAGGAGGUGUCAUAGUUGUCAGCAAUUCAGGGGGCUGGGCAGCAAGGUUCUCCACCAAGCAGAUGUCUUGGGCUACAGUGAAGGAUGACCAAUUGCAGUAUGGCAUUUACACAGGGGAGAUACAUACGAGCUCUGUUAUUGAGUCCAAGUAAUUCUGGGGAUGAAGAAAAGUGGACAGUACAGCAGGACAAAGAUCUCAGUCUUCAUGGGGAGCAGUGAAAAUUGAUGUUAUCUUUCUGAAAAGAUUUACCCUCUAUUAAAUAGUCCCAGAAUUCACCACA
Molecule: messenger RNA, 1566 nt
Organism: Trachemys scripta elegans
Lineage: Eukaryota; Metazoa; Chordata; Testudines; Emydidae
Gene: ASRGL1
Product: asparaginase and isoaspartyl peptidase 1
Exons: 8
Coding region: 508-1437 (309 amino acids)
Molecular function (GO): asparaginase activity
Source: RefSeq, a predicted model, not a curated record